This is a messenger RNA of Porites evermanni, 1403 nucleotides long. NCBI's taxonomy places the organism in Eukaryota, Metazoa, Cnidaria, Anthozoa, Scleractinia, Poritidae. The record is from the annotation of a GenBank genome assembly.
CUCUUGCCAAGCGUGCACUCUUACGCCAACAUUAAUGACACGCAACUGUACUUGGCGUUCAGUCCAGACGUGCAGGGUGAUGACGCUAGUGCGGUAAAGGCUAUAUGUGAUUGCAUCGUGGAUUUAAGAAAGUGGAUGAUUAGAGAUCGACUUAUGUUACAUGAUGAUAAGACUGAGUUUUUGCUCCUUGAUACCAAGCAACAGCUAGAUAAGGUUGACAUUAAUCGUAUUACUGUUGGUGAGUCUGUUGUGAACCCAAAGCCGGUUGUCAGAAAUUUAGGUUCCUGGUUUGAUUCUCAGCUUAGUAUGUCUACUUAUAUUAGCAAGCUCUGUAACUCAGCUUUUUUUCAUCUAUAUAACAUCAGUCGUAUUCGCAAGUUCCUAAGCCCCUUGGAAACUAAGUCCUUGGUACAUGCAUUCUUUACUUCUCGCGUUGACUACUGCAAUAGCCUUUUGUAUGGUCUACCUGCCUCGCAACUUAACAAGGUUCAGCGUGUUUAAAACACUGCAGCAAGGCUUGUUUGCUGCACUCCGCGCUUCAGCCAUAUUACACCAUUGAUGUAUGAGCUACAUUGGCUUCCGUUAAGGCAGCGCAUUCAUUUUAAGAUUUUGUUAUUUGCAUUUGAGGAUGUCCAUGGUACAGCCCCUACAUACACUAAACAUCACGUACCUCUGGCAUAAAGGCCUCCUGCCAAAGCUGUUCUCAAACUAUUUUCAAUAUGCCAGUAAUGUCCACAAAUACAAUACCAGAUAUGCAUCGAAACAGAAUCUUUACGUAAAAAAAGUGCGAACUAAUACGGGGAAACAAACAAUCGGAUAUGCUGCAUGUACCAUCUGGGACAAAAUUCCCAUAACUCUUAAAGAACUAAACACAUACCAAUUCCAAAAACAAUUGAAACCUUAUUUGCUGUCAGAACAACAUAGUUAACAUAACUUAAGCAUAUACACUUUCUUUCUUAAUACAUUGUAUUUUCAAACUGCUUCUUUAGAAAUAAAUUCUAUCUCAAUUCUCUAAAACUUUAAAUUCUGGAGAACUGGCUAGAAAAUCUUAGGAUUAUUUCAGCUCCAGGCCUUAUUAAGUACAAAUAAAUAUAUAUUUUUUCUCUUUCACGUGAGUAUGUAAUUAAUUAAGUACAAGGUGAAUAAAGGUAUUGUUGUUGUGUUGUUGUUGUUAUAUUCAGAACUUAGUUUCUUUGAAAUCGCAAGGCACAUAUAACCUCAGAUCGUCAAGUGGGAUUUUGCUAGGAUCGUCAACAUUUAGAACUAAGGUCACACUAGGCGAUAGGUCGCUGCGCCCAAGUCAUGGAAUGCUCUUCCGCGUGAGCUUCGCGAUAUUCCAAACUUGCAUACUUUUAGGAGCAAUCUUAAGACGUAUCUUUUUAAGUUUGCUUAUGGUUGAAUGA